AUGAUGAUAUUUCUAAAAUUGAUAGAGCAAAAAUGCAAAGAUGCGAAGUACAAGGGUAAAGACUGGGACUUUAACGCAACCGAUAUUGUCAAUAUGAUUGAUUCCGAAGAUGUGGACAAAGUAUAUAAACAGUUAAAUAUAGCUGUCAAAGAGUGGACUAAAACUUCAAAAGGAAACACUGCAAAAAUUGAAAUGAUUGUAAAUAAAUUGGCACCGCUUAUAAAAAAAUUGAUUCAAGAUCUGCCUGACAUCAUUGGACUUGACAACCUUGCUAACAUUGCCAAAAAAAUGUUAGACAUCGUUGAGUCUCUUAAGGACGUGUUUGCCGAAACGGGCGAAACGCUUUUAGAAGAUUCCGCUGAAAUAGCAUAUACGGUAAAAACGAAGGGUUUAUUUGCUGGGGGUAUGAAAUUGGUUGGAAAAAUAGGAGAAAGGGUAGGAAAGUAG
Meloidogyne enterolobii is the source of this 447-nucleotide messenger RNA. The record is from the annotation of a GenBank genome assembly. NCBI's taxonomy places the organism in Eukaryota, Metazoa, Nematoda, Chromadorea, Rhabditida, Meloidogynidae.